This is a messenger RNA of Geodia barretti, 834 nucleotides long. The record is from the annotation of a GenBank genome assembly. Lineage: Eukaryota; Metazoa; Porifera; Demospongiae; Tetractinellida; Geodiidae.
AUGUGGCAGCUACAGCUCAACCUGAAAGCGGUUUCGAACAUGAUGACAGACAAGUGCGUCCUGCUGCAGUUUCUCCUCAUGAGGAAGGGAGGGAGGGAGGUGAUCCUGCAGGUGUUCCACGAUUCCCUGGAGCCAGGACGACAGUCGAGUCUCAGCGUACUAGGAGGCAUGUUCGACCAAAUCAGCCACGCCUACAAGACAAUGCUGUCACCCGAGGCCUCCUCGAAAAAAUACGAAGUUUCGAUAUCACAAAAGGACAUCUACACGCAGGUUUUCGUUCCGUUUGUCGAUCGGAAGGACAUGCAGUACAAGUUCCUAGUCGCAGUGGCUGUGGAGUACAUUCGCUCGUUGAACAAGCUGGCGAUUAUGGUAGAGCACUUCCUGCUCGAGAUGAUAAUGAACCUCCUCAUAGAGAACAAAUGCUACUACCAACUGCACCAGUUCCUGCAGUACCACGUCAUCAGUGACUCAAAACCACUGGCGUUUCUCCUCCUCUCACGAGAACUGGUCUAUCCUCCCGCCACCCAACUGGCGAUGGAUAUGUUCAAAAGACUCCAGACAGCAGACAGCGAAAUCAUAGACAUUCUCCUCACGAGGGGGCAGAUUUUGACGGCACUGCGAUUCAUCAAAUCCACCGACAAAGUCGAUACUGUCUCGGCGCGGCAGUUUCUCGAGGCGGCUGCAAACGAGGACAACAAAUCACUGUUUUACACUGUCUUCACUUUCUUUGUCGCUCGGAACAUGCGACUUCGACGAAGACCGGAAUUUCCACAAGACGAACACUGCCAACCUCACGAAGCCUUGUUCAAGAGAUGGUUUGGAGAUAAGACUUGA